AUGCUACGCCUUGGCCGACGCGGCAUCAUCUUGUCGCUCUUUGUCAACAGUCUCAACAUCGCACUCUAUCUCAUCAUCCUCGCCGCAUCCUGCCUCAACAUCAUCGAGGCCUCUGUCAACUUUAUCAUCCUCAAUAUCUUUGCCGCUUUUGGCUGUCUGAUCGCCUCCCCGAUCCCAUUCAACCUAUUCGGAGGGAUCAUCGUCGUCUGUAUGGGCCUGGCAUUCUUUAUGCUCUCCUACGUCAGUCUCAUCCCCCCACUCGACGGUCUCAUCCUCAACUACAAGAAGCUGGACCAGUGGAAGGAGCAGAAGCAUUUCCGCGUCCAGUUGGAGGCUCAACGGAUAUACGAACAGCAACUGCAGCAGGAGCAAAAUUUGACGAGGAUGAUCCCUGCACACCAUCCGAAUUCUAUGACGGUCCAAGGUCAUAUGGCUAUGGGGAGUCCGAAGCAAAUCCGUGCAUUUUCGGCUAUUAAUGCGGGGAGUGCUUUGUUUAAUGGCUCUGGUGGUAUGAUGGGCUGUGCUGGUAGUGGAGGAGGUUAUGAGGGGGGUGGAAAUGGAGGCGGCGGAUCUGGUGGUGGAGGAGUGUCACUGACGGCCAUGUUUUCUCCGCCUAUUUCUCCUUCUCGACGGAUGGGUCAUCAUCCACACACUGGAUCACCCUUGUCAGGACAGCACCACUACUCAGAGAAGGAGGUUCAGUUCCCUCGACACCAGCCACAGAGUAAACUGCAAGGAUCGGUCUCCAACUUUUUACCGUCAGGAGCAGGAGGAGGAUAUCAGACCACGCAGCAGUUGGCUGCGGUUAGUCAUGAUAAUAUGUCAAUGACAAGCGGUCAUCAUGACCCUGCUUCUAACAGCCUGCAGGAUCAUGCUUCGAUCGCACAGAGUAAAGGGCACCAUUCUCUGCAGCAUGAACAAAACAUGUCCACCUACGACGACUCAACAGUGCCAGAAGGACGGGGAGGUAGGCGACAGUCAGUCGGCGCUCAUACUGGAGCCCAGGACAAGAGUCUCCCUCCCAUCAUCACAUCAGGAGUCGGAGCAGGCGACCAACAACAGAACUUUGCACUUCCUGCCACACUUGCGCUUUCACCCCCACCCAUCCGUCGGUGGAGUAACACCACCUCAGUCCCUGGAUCACCCCUGCAGUACCUCUGCGUCAACAACGACGACUCUACACCAACACCAUCCCAAGCCAGCGACUUUAACAAUCAGUCUGAGGCACCUACUCCAGUCUUUGCUGCUACUACCGUAUCUGUAUCUGCUGGGAACAAGACGGAGCUCAGGGAUGAAUAUGACUAUGCGUCAGCCACAGAGAACUCGAUCCUCAAGUCAUCUUCUCAACACCAACCCCCUUCUGUUCGUCAGUACGGAAACAGUAUGUCACGCCGGCCUGAUCAACAGCACCAGCAAUCACAACACCAGCUCCCCUUGCGGACGACCAACAAACCAACACCACCACACGACCCCUUUCGUAAAACAUCUCUCUCAGGCGUCAGUCGAGUUCCCUUCCAGAGUCAGUACCAACCACCUGAGCCUCCGCUUCAAGGCGACAUGGGCAACCAUUCCUUGCCUCAGCAGCCUACAGCAUACUACCAGGACUCAGCUGUGCAUGCAGGAGUGCCAUCAAUACCCACAUCAGCAGCAGGGAUAAGCUCCAUUGGAGCGAUCGGUGGUGGAGGCGGAGGCGGGGUAGGUGCAGGAGGGGCGGCGGCAAUGACGGCGACAGGUCGCAUUCUCUCAUCGAUAGGUGGUAUGUCUGGUUGCUACGGGAUCAUAGGAGGAGUUCCCCAACCUGCCAUGAUGAUGGGAGCCGGUUUGCCCACAAUGACGACCACCGCAACCUACAGAGGAUUAAGCUCACCAAGCAGCAGUUCCAAGCAACAACAGCGACAACUCCAGCACCAGCAACAACAACUCCAACGAGAACAACAACAAUUGCAUGAAAAACAGAGACAGCUACAGCAGCAGGCAUCCAGUACUCCUAUAUAUGGGAGCGGGGUCAUUCAUGCUACUUCACACCAGCCAACACCAUCCACUGCCACCUCUGCAUCGACAAGGACUGCAAGGAUAUCUUCUAACCACAGCACAAGCAACAACAGUACUGGAAGCAAAAGGAUAGGCGAUAGCAAAGUUGGCAAUUUCCAAUCUACUCAUAUACCCACUUCUACAAUCAACCCUGGACUGAAAGCUGGCUGUCGCAACACGGGGAAUCAACAGCUACAGUACAUGCCAGAUAUUGUCUUGACACUCCCAACUCCUGCAGACAAUGGACUUGUCGCACGGAAAGAAGGGUACUUUGCUAUGUAG
This is a messenger RNA of Linnemannia hyalina, 2313 nucleotides long. The record is from the annotation of a GenBank genome assembly. NCBI's taxonomy places the organism in Eukaryota, Fungi, Mortierellomycota, Mortierellomycetes, Mortierellales, Mortierellaceae.